Messenger RNA from Ruditapes philippinarum (Manila clam), 2214 nucleotides. RefSeq lists its product as uncharacterized. The record is from RefSeq and is a predicted model, not a curated record. NCBI's taxonomy places the organism in Eukaryota, Metazoa, Mollusca, Bivalvia, Venerida, Veneridae. Gene Ontology annotation, biological process: protein import into mitochondrial intermembrane space. The transcript is spliced from 5 exons. The coding region runs from base 89 to 1015 and encodes 308 amino acids. Gene Ontology annotation, molecular function: protein-disulfide reductase activity. Gene Ontology annotation, cellular component: mitochondrial intermembrane space.
AAGACGGAUUUUAUAGAUUCGUAGUAGAACAUAUUUCGGAUAUUUCAUCCGCAUGCGGCUAAAAUAAGAUAUUUUAACAUUUCUAGCAAUGUCUGCAGGUUGGAAGUUUGUUAAGAAGUUGAGGUCAUUGAAAGGCGGUGUACAGCUUUUGUCAGCAGCAGCUGUCACAGCAACAGUGACCAAUGCGGACAAGUCAAGGAGAAAAAAGAUAGGGAAAGAUGAAAUAUUCUUUCUGAGUAAAGAAGAUAAUGCAGUGCCAACAAAAGCAAAAAUUAUUAUGCAGGAAAUAGAAGAAAAUAGAGAUCCGGUCUUGAAGAAUGGAGAUGUGAACUGGGCCUGUGCGUGUAUUGAGAAGGAUGUAAUAGGACCUUGUAACGAAGAGUUUCGUAAAGUCAGACAAUUUAUCCAUGUGAAUGAUUUUAAUGAUGACAUUGACAAUCUUGAUGCAGUGCUGAGAGGAAAUUUUGACAACUUGCUGGAAGACUAUAUAGUUUGUACAAUGGAUCAUCCUGUCUACUAUGCCGACACAAUGUUGGACGAAGAAAAAGAACAAAUAAGGAAGAAUAAAGAAAAAGAGAAAGAAGAGGAGGAAAGAAGAAAAAAGGAAAGAGAAGCAAAUCAUAGGAAGUUUGGUAAAGAUGAGGUAGUGUUCUUAACAAAAGAAGAAAACAGUAUACCUAGUAAAGUGAUGAUACCAAAAGUAGAGGUGGAAGAAAAUAGAUUGCCAGUGUUACCGAAUGGAGAAAUAAACUGGGGUUGCACGUGUAUCGAAAAGGACGUAGUAGGGCCGUGUAACCUAGAAUUCCGUGAAUUUCGGUCAUUUGUAGCGAAACAUAGGAACGUUAAGGAUGACAGUGAUAUACCAAUGAUAGGAAGAGAAAUAAUAACUAAUUUUAUAGCAUGUGUACGUGCUAAUCCUGUGUUCUAUUCAUUCCUAUCUAAAAAUGAUGAUGAUAAUGAUAAAAUUGAUGGCAACGAUAAUGAUGAAAAUUCUCCGACAAAGUCAGACAUGUAAAGUUGAUUCAUACCUAUCAUCCAAAGAGUUUUAGAGAUAUUCUUCUACCUAUAGACAGAUUGUAACGUUGCAUGACCUUUCAUCUUUUGUAGUUACUGAAUAUUUGAGAAGCGUGCAGGUAAAGAUUUUUUGUUGCUCAAGAUCACGAGGAUGCGUAUUAGAAUUUUAAUAUGACAGAAACAAUGGCAAUAUGCCAAAUUUUCAGGUGUUAUCUUGUAUAUGUUUGUUUUUCCUAGAAAACUAAUUUUAGAUUGAUGAAUUAGAAUGGCAGAAUUAACUGAAAUGAUAUUUGAAAGGCAAUCAAUAUACAUUUUAAUGUUUAAUAACAACGAGGCCAAUUAAAACUUUCUAUAUUUAGUCAAGUAACAAAAGGAAUUUAAUAUUUGUAGAAAGUUUUAAGUUUCUUGUAAAACAUUGUAUUAUAUAUAAAUUUAAAGAUACUAAAUUCUAUAUUACAAUGCAAAUAAAUCAUUUGAGCCGCGCCACGACAAAACCUAAUGCGCAGUGUGAUCAGGAUCCAUGCUGUUCGCUAUCAGUUCCUCUAUGUGUUAUAGGGUUUGUAAGCGAACAGCAUGGGUCCUGAUCAGACUGCGCGGAUGCGCAGGCUGGUCUGGAUCCAUGCUGGUUGCAAACCCAUUAUGUUGGUUUUGUCGUGACGCGGCUCAAAUUUUGUUUAUUCUAAAUUUGCUAUCCAACAGUACUCUGAGAACUUUCAUAAAUAUUACUUUUUUGUUAUACUUCCCAUAUAAGAUAUUUUAAGGACUGUCUAAUUCAUUUUGUUAUAUUCGGAUAUCUUAUAUUAAGGUCAACCAAUUUGCGGAAAGAAUCAGGACAGAGGCAACAGCAUUGCUAUAAGCAGUUUAUCUUUAUAUGCAAUAUUGUUAUAAGUGGAGUUUACUGUAGCUGACAAAACUUAUUGAUAAAAUAAUGUUUAAUAUAAAAGUAUAGAAAUAUUCUUAUUUUUUUAUGUAAAGUAACAUUUUGGAAUUUGCUUAACAAGGCGCAUCAGCUGUUGUUUACAAUUUCUUUUUUUUUUAAUAAAACAUUUUGAUAUGAGUAGAUUUUUUUGACAGCAGUUAAUCAAUAUAUUUGUGAAAAUGUAAGAUUUAGAAAUGUUAGAAUGCUUUAGAAGAAUUAUGUGAUGAUAAAAUUAGACUUCAUAAGAUGUUUAUUAAAUAAAUUCAUAUAAUAUAUAAAAA